AUGGGCACAGUUCUCUUCCCCAGCCUCAGGGGACACUAUGGCUUGGUCACCAUUGGAAUCAUAUCCAGCUGGUUCCACAUGGGUUGUCUGACACUCUGUGUAUUUUCUGUGUUUGCUCCUGGAAGUCCUUUUGAUCUGGCUGUUUUCUUACUUCCAUUAAGCAAAAACUUUUCUUCAAACCAUGAGUUGCUAAAAGACCAGGUCUGUAUUUAUUCCUUUGAAAGAAACAUGAACCAACCUAUCCUUCCAGACCAUUCCUCCAGUCACUGGACCAAUAGCACAGUUCUAUUUGAACGAGGGCAGGACCCUGAGCAUCAUGUCUUACAUCUCCAUUACCUUGCUCUUCUCAGUGUGAUCCUGGCAAGAAUCAGUGAGCAGUGGGUCAUGUGUGGCAUAGGAUUUUCUGCAGCCUGUGAUGUGGCUAAGUAA
Rangifer tarandus platyrhynchus (Svalbard reindeer) is the source of this 429-nucleotide messenger RNA. NCBI's taxonomy places the organism in Eukaryota, Metazoa, Chordata, Mammalia, Artiodactyla, Cervidae. The record is from the annotation of a GenBank genome assembly.